ACCAUUAACCCACCCAUAAAAAUCUGCAUCCUCUGCCUUCUGCUUAUCCUCUGCCCUCUCUCUCUGCCCUCUCUCUCUCUCUCUCUCUCUCUCUCUCUGUUUCCUCCAUCUCCUUCCCUCAUCUUCUCUCAAGCGAACUCCGACCUGAGAUUGAUUCAUGGAAGAAGCUAAACAAGUUGAAUCUCGUGGACGACAUCAACGUCCAUUUCAAUUUGUCGAUUGAACAGUAGCAGCCGCCAAGGGACUUGAUUUUACUAUACUUGAAGUAGAACCACACGACUCCAACAAGGAAGACGACUAUGGCAAGGAUGAACAUAGACCCGGGAAAUCGAGCUUGUUGAGCUUCAAGUUCUGGAGAUUGGAUGGGAUUUCGCCGGACUUAGGGUUUGUGCGUCUAGGCAGCGUUCCGCUCAAGGUCGAGCCGCAGGCGGGGACGGUCGACGAAAGCACUCAGAGAGUGUCUUUUGGUUCGAAGAAAGGCUUUCCUCUGCAUAAUGGGUCGUGGAAGAAGAGAAAGCAGAUCUGCAGGUUGGGGCUUGACGCCACCCGCCUCUUUCCGUCGACAUAUCCUCUAACAGAUUGUCGGGAAGCUUUGAUUCUUCGAUUUCGUGUCCAGGUCUAGGGAAUGAUUGUGGCUGGCAAGAUCGCCAAGCUAGAAACGACCCCAGCCUACUUCUCUACUACCUUCGACGGGUCGAUUUGGAGCAGAUGAAAACUGGCGACGACGAAGUAGGAAGAAAUUGAUUCCUUGUCUUGCCGCAAUAAUAUGGAGGUUCGAUCCUAGUGCCGUUGGCGGAGCUAGGAUUGGAAGGAGAAAGAAGCUUUGCCUGCUCUGUUGUAGCUAAGACUUUCAAUGUCAAUUUGUUUGGGAGAAAGAAAGAGAGAAAGAGCUAUGGGGAAGAUGAAUGAGGGUAGCGGGUAUUAUGUCUUAGAUUGAGAAUUGCGGUGGUGGCCGCCGGUGGAAGAUGAGGAAGAGACGGAACGAAUAGAGGAAGAAGAAGAAGGGUGGAUGGGUCACGGGUUCGAUUCGGGUAUCUUAUGUGUCUGGUUUAUAAUAAAGUGACAGAUGGAUUUUUUUUUUGUUUAAAUUGGGUGACUAGGCAUCUCUGUUAGCCACGUCAGCAGUUAACUGACGGUACUAACGGAGUCUGACGAAGGUUAACGGAGAGUGACCGAACUUGGACUAUUCAACUAAUUUAAGUGACUACGAAUGGAAAAACCCAAUUCAAGUGACCAAACGUGAAAUUUUGUAGCAAUUACAGUGACCAAACUUGCAAUUUAGCCCUAUAAAAUGUGUCAUGAUUAGUCACUGAAAAAAUUAAUAUCAAUUUUGGUCACUCGAAUUAGGAAAAUGAUCCAUGUGUAGUCACUCUCCGUUAACUUUAUCUGAUGUAACAGUCAACAGUAACAAUUAACUGUUAAAUGUAUGACGUGGCAAUUAAAAAUUAAUAAAAAAUUUAAUUUAUUUUUUUUAAUAUUUCUACAUCAUUAAAGUAAUAACAAAAAUAAAUUAAAUCUGUUCUAAUCCGAGUUCCCCCGCAGCUCUCCUCGCUCCAGCAGUCUUCCUGAAUUGGGAGGCCGCAUCCUUCAUGUCGCCCAUGGAGAAGGGGAACGGAGAAUCGAUUGAUCAGUUGCGGGUGGCGGUGGUGGAAACCCUAGGUUAGAGAUUGGGAACAUUGGGGAAUUGAACGAAGAGGGAAAAUGGUGGGGGAGAGAGAAUAGGUUAAAGGAGAGAAGGGAUGAAAUUGGGUUGGUUUAUGGGUCGACUUUGGUUGAAUCUGAUGAUGUGGCAGGUUUGAUGACGUGGAAGGUAGGGUUUGAUGAUGCGGCGGAUUAAAAUAGUACACGUUAGCACUUUUGUUAGCCAUGUCAGCAAAUGACUGACGGUGUUUACGAAGACUGACGGAGAGUGACCAAACAUGGACCAUUUUACUAAUUUGAGUGACCAAUGUUGAAAUUAAAUAUUUCUAGUGACUAAAUAUGACACUUUUUAGUAAACUCAGUGAACAAACAUGAAAUUUACCCCUUUACUUUAUGGUGAAAAAUUGGACUUCUUUCUACCCAAAAAAAAUGGACAUCUUCCACGAUUUGGGCUUUUUAUGAAUCGCUUUCUGUGCACAGGCCAGUCCAGAGGCCCUUUAGUCCUUUCAACCAAAGCCGAGUCCAUCCACGAACCAAAAAAAACGUCCAUGUUUUGGACACAAGUGCCAAGGGUGAAAAGAAGGGAGACUGGGAGAGGAUAAGCUUAAGCUCCCACCAUCUCUACACAUUCUCUCUACUCCUCACAACAGCAAAGAGAAACGAAGGAGAGGUGGGCGAGCUUACCGUCGGACGGAUGUGCAAUUAGCCAUGACUGGUUCCUCGUCGUUAGUUUCCCAGAGCGUUCUGAUGGCGUUGACUGCCACAGUCAACAAAUUUACCUCAUCAAACGUCCACGCACUUCCCAGACCACAGCACAAGAAAGAUACCUCUUCUUCUUCUUCUUCAUCGUCUGGCGCAGCAGCUGCUAUUCCAUUUCAAGGAAGAAGAAGCGUCCUCUUAUCCGCCAUUAUUGGGGCUUACCCCAUUGCUACCGACUCCGGAACUGAGCUUCUCAACAAAUAUUUGAAGAAGUCAGAGGAAAACAAGGCCAAAAAUGACAAGGAGAGAUUGGAUAGCUAUUACAAGAGGAACUACAAGGAUUACUUCGAUUACGUGGAAGGUUCUGUGCGAGGUAAAAAGGAGGAGGAGCUUUCCGAUUCCGAGAAAAGAAUUCUUGAGUGGCUCAAGUCCAACAAGUAGAAAAAUAUUGUGUGUCGUACGUAGUGGGGGAACAAAAACACAUAAUGUACAUUUGAGGUGUUUCAGUUCAGGAAUUGGGUGGGUAAAACCCCUAGGUUGAUGGAGUUUGAUUCUGUUCCGGUGAGCAAAAUGGGCGUCACACAUAUGUUCGUCGACCCGCAGUAAGGUUUAUGGGUUGGAGGUUAUACGCGUCAUUGUGUUUUUAUUUUGUUUGUAAUCAGAUCAACGACGUAAUACUUGAAGUCGUCAUCGAUCUUAUUUGAAGUGGAUCGAACACUCUUUCUAUUUUUAAUUUUUAGGUAACUAAAUUUUUUUGCCCAAAUAUAUUGCAUAUUGUAUCAUAAUAUAGUUAGGUUUUUAUU
Molecule: messenger RNA, 3143 nt
Organism: Linum trigynum
Lineage: Eukaryota; Viridiplantae; Streptophyta; Magnoliopsida; Malpighiales; Linaceae
Source: the annotation of a GenBank genome assembly